CUUCUACGACGCACAGCGUGAACGCGAGUUCAUGCAGUUUAUGUCAUCUUCAUGAGACGCAUUUUGACUUCAUCGCAGGCAAGUAGCUAGCUGGCUAACAAGCUGCGUUGUUUACAAGAAUGGCAUCCUUAAAGAAGGGAAAGAAAGUUGUAAAUCAGGAGGAACUACGACGCUUAAUGAGGGAAAAACAAAGGCAAACCACAGACAAGAAGCGCGUCGAGUCUCCUUUUGCUAAAUACAACAGUCUCGGGCACCUCAGUUGUGUCCUGUGCAAUGUGCAGGUGAAGUCUGAACUACUGUGGCCGGCGCAUGUUCUUGGAAAACAACACAAAGAAAAAGUUGCUGAGCUGAAGGGAGGAAAGAGUCAACCAGUGACACCACAGUUUCAACCAGUAAAGAGGAAAGCACCGGACAACGAGGACGUUAACGGGAAAAAGGCGAAACCCUCGUCGGAUGCAGGCCAGUCUGCGUCGUCAGGGCUGCCAGGAGAUUUCUUUGAGAAACCCAGCGAAAAGGGAGCCUCCUCUACUCAAAAAUCCGCAGGUCUGAGUCUGUUGGCUGAAGGUUAUGACGAGGACGAUGAUGAAGAAGAUGCUAAAGAGGCAGGAACCACAAAUCCCCCUUCGCAAGAGGCUGAAGCUGCAGGACUACCCGCUGAUUUCUUUGACAGCUCCAUCCCAUCAACUCCUGCCAUCUCCCAUUCAGGAUCCAUCCUCAAAGCAGACGUGCAAGAGAAAAGCACAGAAACGAAAGAAAACACAGCCGAGGCACUCCCAGAGGGCUUCUUCGACGAUCCUGUGAGAGAUGCUAAAGUGCGCAACGUCGACGCACCCAAAGAUCACAUGGACAAGGAGUGGGACGAGUUUCAAAAGGAGAUACGACAGGUAAACACUAAAUCAGAGGCCAUCGUGGCCGAGGACGACGAGGAGGGCCGCUUUGAACGACAGAUUGAGGAAAUCGACGAACAAAUAGAGUGUUACAAGAGGGUUGAAGUACUGAGAGACAAGCGGGAUGUGGCAAAGAGCAAGCCUCUGCCCAUUAUGGAGGAACGUAUGGAGGUAGACGCCAGCGAUGAGGAAGAAGAGAAUGAAGAGGAGCUGCUGGGGCUUUUGUCCCGGGACUGGAGGGCUAAAGGGGCACUGGCCUAAGUCUCUCUAGAUCUCCUACAACUGGGAGAAAAAAAAGCCAUGUGUGUUUCUUUUUGUACAAGUCUGUCAGCAAUCCAACACUUGUAAAUAUGUUUGGUAAAAGCUCUUCACCACCUUUUUUUGUUGUUGGUAUAUUUCAGACUGGAUUAAAUGUGAUGCAGUGAUGCGCAGCGUUCUUGUAAAACAUUGUUUAGACAGUGUUUCUCAGUUCAUUACUUAAAGCAACCAGAUGGACAACAAAUCAAACCUUUUAACUUUGUGUUUAUUCAUUGGUGCUCACACAAACAUUCAUAAAAUCUCCAUGUACAGCAGCAGCAUGGACCCAAAAUCUGUCAUGAUGGCCAAAGCUGUUACAUUGUCCUCCAAAAACAACUAGUCGACUAUGUUAAGUUCAUAAAUAAUUUGUUCAUGUUACAUUAUAAGCAACAUGCAAAGCACAACAUAAUUAUUUAAGAAAUGUUCAAUGUUGAGAUUAAGACAAUAAAAGCAAAUUUAACCAAACCCAA
Messenger RNA from Perca flavescens (yellow perch), 1654 nucleotides. It is a transcript of the gene znf830, whose product is annotated as zinc finger protein 830. Gene Ontology annotation, molecular function: nucleic acid binding; zinc ion binding. Gene Ontology annotation, biological process: mitotic DNA damage checkpoint signaling; nuclear DNA replication; mitotic DNA replication checkpoint signaling. The record is from RefSeq and is a predicted model, not a curated record. The transcript has a single exon. Lineage: Eukaryota; Metazoa; Chordata; Actinopteri; Perciformes; Percidae. Bases 120 to 1148 code for a protein of 342 amino acids. Gene Ontology annotation, cellular component: spliceosomal complex; nucleus.